Messenger RNA from Nycticebus coucang (slow loris), 1870 nucleotides. RefSeq names its product ectonucleotide pyrophosphatase/phosphodiesterase 7 (gene ENPP7). The transcript is spliced from 6 exons. Bases 273 to 1721 code for a protein of 482 amino acids. The record is from RefSeq and is a predicted model, not a curated record. NCBI's taxonomy places the organism in Eukaryota, Metazoa, Chordata, Mammalia, Primates, Lorisidae.
CCUGGGUCACACAGGGAGGACACGGAGGAUAAAGGGAGGGCAGCCAUAGAGCCCCAGACCUGGGCUGGCAACAAAGGCAGGUACACAAGUUCACCCCAACUCGUGCAUGUGCAGGCCAGGCCCAGAGGGUGGCACCUGCACCGGUGGGACCGCCUUCCUCCCGGCAUGACGUUUCCAAAGAUACACGGAUAAGAUCAACCUGCUGACUCUGGGACUUUGCUCUCCCCUGGCACCAGCUGGCCCUGCACACCUCUUUGUCCACAGAGCCCGUCAUGGGGCACCUGGCCAUCCUGCUCACUGCGGCUCUGGCCACCCUGCUGGCCACUGGGAUCGGGGCACCCGUGCACAGGCAGGGCUCCCGGCACAAGCUGCUCCUCGUGUCUUUCGAUGGCUUCCGCUGGAACUACGACCAGGAUGUGGACACCCCCCACCUGGACACCAUGGCUCGCGAUGGGGUGAAAGCUCGGUACAUGACGCCUGCCUUCGUCACCAUGACCAGCCCCUGCCACUUCACCCUUGUCACUGGCAAAUACAUCGAGAACCACGGGGUGGUCCACAACAUGUACUACAACACCACCAGCAAGGUGAAGCUGCCGUACCACGCCACGCUGGGCAUCCAGAGCUGGUGGGACAAUGGCAGUGUGCCCAUCUGGGUCACCGCCCAGAGGCAGGGCCUAAAGACCGGUUCCUUCUUCUACCCUGGGGGGAAUGUCACCUAUGAAGGGGUGGCCGUAACGCUGAGUCGGAAGGAAGGUGUCCUGCACAACUAUAAAAAUGAAACAGAGUGGAGGGUGAACAUUGACACCGUGAUGCGGUGGUUCACAGAGGAGGACCUGGAUCUGGUCACACUCUACUUUGGAGAGCCAGACUCCACAGGCCACAAGUACGGCCCCGAGUCCCAGCAGAGGAAGGAGAUGGUGCAGCAGGUGGACAGGACUGUGGGCUACCUCCGGGACAGCAUCGAGCGCAACCACCUCUCGAGCAUCCUCAACCUGAUCAUCACGUCCGACCACGGCAUGACAACCGUCUACAAGAACGCCAGUGACCUGGUCGAGUUCCACAAGUUCCCCAAUUUCACCUUCCGGGACAUCAAUUUUGAGCUCCUUGACUACGGGCCGAACGGGAUGCUGCUCCCCAAAGCAGGGAUGCUGGAGAAGGUGUAUGAUGCCCUCAAGGAUGCCCACCCCAGACUCCACGUAUAUAAGAAGGAGGCGUUCCCCGCAUCCUUCCACUACGCCAACCACCCCAGGGUCACGCCCCUGCUGAUGUACAGUGACCCCGGCUACGUCAUCAAUGGGAGAAUUAACGUCCAGUUCAACAAUGGCGAGCAUGGCUUUGACAACAGGGACAUGAACAUGAAGACCAUCUUCCGGGCCAUGGGCCCCAGCUUCAAGUCGGGCCUGGAGGUGGAGCCCUUUGAGAGUGUCCAUGUGUACGAGCUCAUGUGCCAUCUGCUGGGAAUCAAGCCCGAGCCCAACGACGGGCACCCCAGCACCCUGCUGCCCAUGCUGCACUCAGAGCCUAACCCCCUGCCUAGCGGAGCAUCCACUCACCUGCCCAGCAGAGGAUCCACUGUCCUGCCCAGCGGAGCAUCCACUCACCUGCCCAGCAGAGGAUCCACUGUCCUGCCCAGCGGAGCAUCCACUCACCUGCCCAGCCACCAGAUCCCGUUGGUGACAGGACUGCUGGGGGCUGUGAUUCUUCUGGCCAACAUCACAUAACGCCUCCCCACUCAAGGAAACCUCCAGCACGGCCCAGAGGCGCUGGCCCGCUCUCGCGGUGAUGCUGCCUGGACACGGACGGACCUGCCUCGUCUGCUUUUCCCAGGCCGCGCGCCGCUCUGUGCCCCUGUCCCAGCAGCUCCAACCCC